Molecule: messenger RNA, 972 nt
Organism: Penicillium griseofulvum
Lineage: Eukaryota; Fungi; Ascomycota; Eurotiomycetes; Eurotiales; Aspergillaceae
Product: rRNA-binding ribosome biosynthesis protein UTP23
Exons: 3
Coding region: 1-972 (323 amino acids)
Cellular component (GO): small-subunit processome; nucleolus
Molecular function (GO): small ribosomal subunit rRNA binding
Source: RefSeq, a predicted model, not a curated record
AUGAGGGCCAAACGUUCAAAGAAGUAUCGCAAGCUUAUGCACCAGUAUGAGCUCACUUUCGGUUUCCGAGAGGCCUACCAGGUCCUGGUUGACUCGAAUUUCCUUCGCGCGACCGACUCUUUCAAGAUGGAGCUAAUUCCUGCACUUGAACGAACAGUUCAAGGAAAGGUCAAGCCUCUAUUGACAAAGUGCUCGCUCGCCGCUAUCAUGGCCGCACAACCCAUCAACCCCAAAACCGAAAAGCCAUACCGACCUCUCUUCCUUCCCCCGCCUACAGAACUCCCGCUCCGCCACUGCUCUCACAAUGCGGACUCCACGCCCAUCGACGAAGUCGAGUGCCUCCUCUCACUGCUUUCACCCAAUGCGGAAUCAAAGAAGAACAAGGAGCAUUACAUUCUCGCGUGCGCGGAUCCAAUUCUGAGAAAGACUAGCAACAACGACAACCAACCCCGCAGACGGAAGACAGAGGAAGACCGUAAAGAAGAGGAAGCUAUGCGCCGUUCUCGUGCAUUGCGCUCCGGUGCCCGCUCUAUUCCCGGUGUGCCUAUUAUCUACGUCAAGCGCUCGGUCAUGGUCCUCGAGCCUAUGAGCACCCCGUCCGAGAUGGUGCGGGAUGGUCAUGAGCGUGGGAAGUUCCGCGCUGGUUUGGAUGUGGAUCCUAUGCUGGGCAAGCGCAAGAGGGAUGGCGAGGAUGGCGAGAGUGCUGAUGAGGAAGAACCCAAGAAGAAGCGUGGUCCUAAGGUCAAGGCGCCCAAUCCUCUCAGCGUGAAGAAACCUAAGAAGAAGGUUGAUACGCCUGCACCGAAGAAGAAUAAGGCCCCGAAGGAGGCUGUCACAGAUGCUACUGAGAAGCAUGAUGGCGAAGAGUCUACCGCUCCUAAGCCCAAGAGGAAACGUCGUCAUGCUAAAGGUCCUCGUGAAGAGUUCGAGGGAGCCGCUGAGUCUAAUGAGGCUAUGGAGGUUGACGCUUGA